This is a messenger RNA of Ichthyophthirius multifiliis, 2582 nucleotides long. RefSeq names its product insulin-degrading enzyme, putative. Gene Ontology annotation, molecular function: metalloendopeptidase activity; metal ion binding. The transcript is spliced from 2 exons. NCBI's taxonomy places the organism in Eukaryota, Ciliophora, Oligohymenophorea, Hymenostomatida. The annotation marks the transcript as partial. The record is from RefSeq and is a predicted model, not a curated record. Gene Ontology annotation, biological process: proteolysis.
AAAGAACUUCUUUUAAAAAAUAAAAUGCAAUGUUUAUUAAUUUACGACCAUGAUACUGAAAAAUCUGGUGCAGCCUUAAACGUAAAAGCAGGCUUUUACCAAGAUCCUGCAGAAACUCCCGGUUUAGCCCAUUUUCUUGAACAUAUGUUAUUUAUGGGUACUUAAAAAUACCCUAAUUAGAGUGAAUAUAGCGAUUAUUUAUAGAAAAAUAGCGGUUUUUCUAAUGCAUAUACUAGUGGAAACGAGACUAAUUAUUAUUUUACAAGCUCCUGUAAUUCAAUAGAGGGUGCUUUAGAUAGAUUUAGUUAAUUUUUUAUAAGUCCUUUGUUUUUUGAAUCUUGUGUAGAGCGUGAAAUGAAGGCAGUAGAUAGUGAACAUUAGAAAAAUUUAAACUAGGACAAUUGGAGAAUGCAUUAAUUGUUUAGAUUUUCGAGUCUAGAAAAUUCUGAGUAUAGAAAAUUCGGGACUGGGAAUUUAAUGAGUUUAAAUAAGGAAAAAAUAAGGGAAGAAUUAAUUGAAUUUUACGAGAAAAAUUACUCUGCGAAUUUAAUGAAGUUAGUAGUGUAUUCUAACUCAGAACUAGAUAUUAUGGAAAAAUGGGUUUAGGAUAAAUUCGAAAGCGUUAAAAAUAAAGACUUAGAAGGCUUGAAAAAAUUUAGUUGUGAAAGCUUUAAUAAGGAAAAUUUAAAUGGAAAUAUAUGGAAAAUUGUACCCGUUUAAAAUAAUCAUUGUCUUUAAAUUAAAUGGAUUUUAGAUAAUAUGUAGGGCCUUUAUAAAAAUAAUCCUUUGAAUUACCUAUCACAUGUUUUUGGACAUGAAGGGAAAGGGUCUUUAUUAUAAAUUCUUUCAGAUUUGCAUUUGGCAAGUGAAAUUUCGUGUAGUAAUGGAAAUGAGGUCGGGUCGUUUUCGUUUUUGUAAAUUAAUAUAGAUUUAAGUGAUUAAGGAGUCGAAAAAUACGAGGAAGUGUUAAAAAUAGUGUUUGAAUAUGUCAAAAUGGUGAAAAAUAAAGGAAUUUAAAAAUGGGUUUUCGAAGAAAAGAAAUUAUUGUCGGAAUUAAACUUCGAAAAUAAAGAUAAGGAAAAACCUUAAAAUUAUCUAUAAGUACUUUCCUCGAGAAUGUAAAAUUAGCCUAUUGAAGAUGUCUUAAUCUAACCUUAUUUAAAUGAGAAAUUCGAAGAAGAGGUUUUUUAGAAAACUGUAGAUAAUUUAAAUAUUGAAAAUAUGAGGAUUUAAGUUAUUUCAUAAAAUUUUAAAAAUGAAUGUAUUUUAUAAGAACCUGUUUAUAAUACUAAAUAUACUAUAUAAUAUUUACCUGAUUAUUUAAGAAAUUUUUUUAAUGAGAAUAAUUUUAAUAUAAAUAUGUAGUUUUUAGAAAAAAAUUAGUUUUUACCGAAAAAUAUGAACCUUUUUUAAAUUUAAAAUAGGGAAAAUAAUAUUCCUUUGAAUGUUAUUAAAAACAAAUAAAGUGAAAUUUGGUUUAAGGAAGAUUUUUUGUUUAAAAAACCGAAAGCAGUUAUUUCUGGGAGAAUUCUUUUAAAGGAAAAUAUUUAAAGACCUGUUUAAAGAAGUGUCUUUUUUGCGCUAUAUAUUAUGCUUCUAAAUGACAAUUUGAGGACUUUUAGGUAUAAUGCAGAAAUGGCAUAUUUGGGAUGCUCUGUAGACUACUAAACUGUUCCAUUAGUAUAAAUGUUGGUGGUUAUAAUGAUUGCUUGGAAGCUUUUUUAAUCAGUUUAUGUGAAAAAGUAGCCUAGUUUUAAUGUUUGGAUAAGGAAAAGUUCAAUAUUUAAUAUUAGAAAUUACUCAAAUCUUAUUAGAAUAUAUAAAAAGCAUAGCCUUAUUUAUUAAUAGGACAGUUUGCUUAAGGGUUCUUGCAAACUAAUGGGAUUAAUCCAGAUGAAUUCGAAUAAACUUUAGUUUAGGACGUUUCAUUUGAGAAGUUUUUGGAGUUCUAAAAGAAUAUUUUUGAAUCUGUUAGAUUUAAAUGGCUGGCUAUUGGAAAUUUAUAAAAGGAAAAAGUCGUUUAGAGCAUUUUGGAAUGCUAAAAGUAAUUUUAAGGGAAUAUUUUGGAUGAAAAAGACGUAUUUUUAAUUCGAGCAGUAAAAUUAGUACAAGGAAAAACUUAUUUUUAUGAAAAAAAAUUAAAUAAGGAAGAAACCAAUAGUUGUUUUUAAGUUUAUUGGUAAUAUAAGGAGGAAAAUAUUAGGAACAUAAUUAUUUGUGAUUUAAUUUAAAUUAUUAUGAGAGUUCCUUGUUUUGAAAAAUUAAGAACUGAUGAAUAAUUAGGAUAUAUUGUAGGAAAUUCAUGGUAGAUUUUUAGAGGAGUUAUUUCUUUUUAGAUUACUGUUUAAUCGAAUGUAAGAAGUCCUAUGUUUAUUAGUUAAAGAGUAGAUAACUUUUUAAAUGAGUUUUCGGAAAAAUUAAAAUAGUUAAAUGAAGUUGAAUUUGAUAGUUAUAAAAAGAGUUUUUUAAAUAAAAUUAAAUAAAAAGACUGUAGUAUUUUUGAUGAAAAAUAAAGAUUUUGGAAUGAAAUUGUAGAAAAUAAAUAUGUUUUUGAUAGAAAAAAUAGAUUGAUAGAUGAACUU